UUUUCUUUUCAUUUCGAUCUCUUUCUUCUCUUUUCUAUCGCCUUGAAAAGACCUUCAGGAUGGCUUAUACGAAAGAAUUUAAAGAAGUCAUUAGUUUCAGUUAUCCUUGUUACAUUUGCGGUCAAGUGCUGAGUAAAGCUAAAGUUUGCAUCGACCAUAUCAAGCGUUUGCACGGGUAUGAACUUCCUGUCCGUGCAGUUGGCCACAAACGUCCUAUUGAGCCCGACUACGACUUUCAAAAUGAUCCCACUGGCCCGUAUGAUAGCCAACAUUAUGCUUGCUCAUCUUGCUGGUUCCAUUGCGAACAAGGUGAGUUUGGUCGUGAAGGUGGUCUACGCGAUAUAGCUCGUCAUGUUGAGGAAAGUCAUCAACCUACGAAUAUUGAUGAGUCCAAGAACGACCAAGGACAAGUAGUGGGUCUUUCUCUUGUCCCCGUACAAGCUCCUCAACAUCAUCCUUCUCAGCAACGAGGAAGAAGAAGAAGUAGCGCCAGCAGUACUGGUGGCAGUGCUCGUCGCGGCGGUGGCCGUCGCGAUAGCGGUGGACGUAAUGGAAAGAUGGUACAGUAUGAUGAUGAAGAAGAUAGCGAUUUGGAAGAAAGUUAUGGAACUGAAAGUCCUGCUACUGCUACGGUCACGCGUCAUGAUAUGAGAAUUGUUUUGGACAAGUUGAAUGAAAUCACAGGCCUUUUUAAGGAUCUUCUCAAGUGAGGAUCAAAAGGUGACUACAUAACAACUCCCCGAUUGCAUUUGUACUAUUACAUAUAAUUUCAAAAAAAUGAUAGCUUAUAAAGUAUUUCUUGGCAUUAGGAAUGUUUUAACAGACAAGGAUUGAUAGUUUACACUUGUCUGUUAAACGUUUCUUUUUUUUUUUCCUGCCCAAAAAUAAAU
Molecule: messenger RNA, 890 nt
Organism: Mycotypha africana
Lineage: Eukaryota; Fungi; Mucoromycota; Mucoromycetes; Mucorales; Mycotyphaceae
Exons: 1
Coding region: 60-710 (216 amino acids)
Source: RefSeq, a predicted model, not a curated record